AUGGCCCAGAUUCUUGUUCCGCAUCAUGCAGCUCUGGAUUUGAUUCCUCUGCCAUUACUGCGAGACAGGGCCAUCAUGUUGUCUUUCGCCAUGCCAGAGAUUUUUGAUCUUUGGGACCUCAAGCUGGAUAUUUAUGUUCGGCAAGGGAUUGUGCUAAAGACGGGUGGUGAUCGUUUGCCAUGGGAUCCAAAGAAUUGGGAUAUGAAGCCUUGGUUCGGAAAGAAAUGGGGCAUGCCUGUCUGUGAAUAA
This is a messenger RNA of Penicillium pulvis, 249 nucleotides long. RefSeq lists its product as uncharacterized. The transcript has a single exon. Bases 1 to 249 code for a protein of 82 amino acids. The record is from RefSeq and is a predicted model, not a curated record. Lineage: Eukaryota; Fungi; Ascomycota; Eurotiomycetes; Eurotiales; Aspergillaceae.